GUUUCGGACUUGGGCAACGUGCGCAAAACAAACAGCAGAGUUGUUUUGGGAAAAAGCAAGCUGCAGUCCUGGCUGGCUGCCUGCAGAUGCAACAAGCAAAGCGCAACGCUGCGGCCGCUGGCAUUCAUGUCUCCUCCUCUCGCUGAAAUCCAAACAAGCAAACAAACUCCUUCAGCAAGGCGCGCAGAUGGCAGGCCGUGCUGGGAAGGGGAAGCAGGUAACAGCCUCAGCUGCAUGCUGGCGUGGAGUUGAGGCAGCCCUGGCUGCGGUCUUCCUGCUUGUUCUGCUGGCAGUCGCAGCACCGUCACCGGCAGCAGCAAGCGAGUGGGUGCAAUUCCAAGAGUACGAGUACAUGCUCAUCCCAGGAAAGCACAACCUGCAGAACGCAGUGAAAAAGUGCGCUGUCCUCGACGCUUACAUUGCCCUGCCGCGCAGCGUGGAGGAAAACACCUUUUUCUACGGCCUCGUCCAGCUGAAUCGACUUGGAGGCAACAAUCGCGUGAUCAUGGGGGGUGCAGACACGGCGGUGGAAGGCCAGUUUCUUUCGCUGAUUGAUGGACAACCCCUUGAGUACGACGACUGGGGUCCCGGUCAGCCCGACAACUGGAAGAACCGCGAAGAUUGCAUCACAUUCAGAGAGGAGCAUUGGAACGAUGCCAGUUGCACGUACACGCGCCGCGUGUUCUGUCAGCGGGACUCUCUGUCCGGUCGAUGGAUCAAGGAAGGGGACAAGGAGUACUUCUUCAGCCCGGAUAUCUUGUUGUCCUUCAACGACGCCAUUCUCUACUGCGCAGACUAUUCUGCCACGCUCGCUGAGGCUCGAGAUGCAAAUGCAGUGCCGUUUGCUGCGCGGUUUGCAUGGCACGGACCCACGGACGAAGUAUGGCUUAACUUCAACGACACAGACAGCGACGAGUGUGAGGAGGGCAAGUCCCAGGAUUUGUCUGGACAAUACAGCUGCAAAGACGGCGAGGUGUUCUGCCUUGACACGGGUUAUGGCGAGAGUGUGCCGGUGACACCCACAUCCGACCGCCUCUGCACACAGUGCCAGCCAGGAACACGGUGGACGACGACUGUGCUGCCAACUGGCGAAACGGUUGGUGUGUGCACAGCGUGCUCGUCAGGAACGUAUCAGGACAAACCGGGACAGACCAACUGCAUUUCCCAGCCAUCGUGCGACCCAGGCACCUACAUUCUCAGGGAGGACGUCUCGUUUAAGCGCGAGUGCCGCGCAUGCAAUGGCGUCACAGAGUACCAGGACGAGUCAAACCAGUACGAGUGCAAGCGCGUGACGGUGUGCACGUCCUCGGAGUACGAGGUGGAGCCGCCAACAGCAGAGCUGGACCGCCGCUGCAGAUCAUGCGAGCUCGGCAUCACCUUCCUCGAUGCCGCACUGCAACAAUGUCAGCCCGUCACAGAGUGUGCACCAGGAACAGUUGAAUCCGAGGAACCGACACUCGUUUCCGACAGGGAGUGUCGUGCUGAGACAUUCGCGUGCACAGACGGGCAGCAGGACGGAGAUGGCCCCACGUGCGCGUGCAGCGUUGACCACUGUCACACCUGCACGAAACAGCCGCUCUCCGAGGACAAAUACGGCGCCAUUCUCCUGCAGGUCAACCGCCAUCCCCAGCUCUCCACGCUCGUGCGCCCAUGCCAGCAACUCGGCCCACAAGAUGAUUACGUUGCGGGCUGUGUGACUGAAUGUCGCAAUGAAACGGAUUGCACUGCGUUCUUUGUCGGUGUCAGCGGUGCCGAGGAAGGCAUCUGCUGCCUCUACUCGUCCUUCUCCGCCAUUGGAUCGUACAACCGGCCCGGUGGUUCAUUUUACGCACUCUCACAGUGCGAUGUGUGUGAUGAUGGCUACUUCAAGUCAGGCAUCGGCUGUCGAAAGUUGUCUGUACCGCCAAGCGUGGGACAAGCGGAGCAGGCAAUCACGCUGCCGCUCACAGCGACGUUGGGCACGGAGGUUGCUCGUGUAAACGCAACGGUGGAAGCGGGCUAUGGGCCCCUUUCCUUUACGCCGACGCGACCGAGCGAGGUGUUUGCAGUGAACGCGUCGACUGGCGUUGUCACGCUAAUGCAGCCGCUGGCCGUCGCCUCCGCCAUCUCGAUCACCAUCGCAGUUGCGGAUGCGCGGGAGGAGUGUUUUGCGUUGAACGAGGCGGGCACCGAUGUCACUAUCACUGCAGGAGGAUGCGUCUCACACACCACCUUGAACAUUCAGAUUGCAGUGUUUAUUGACUGCCCCAAGGACGAGAGCUACUACCUGGCGCCGGAACUGGAUGCGCUUGAGGUGUCGUGGACACCACCGCGCCUGCCGUCCUUCCUCUCCCUCGACGUACACAACAACACACCCGCUCCACCCGUCUCCUUUGGCGAGGGCAUCCACACGGUCGAGUACAUCGCGGGUCCGCUGGACGUUGGCGGCAACCUGCAGUGCGUGUUUGACGUUGCGCUCCGCUACGGCUUCUCCAUCCUCGUGGAGAGCAUUGGCCACGCCACCAGCGGCCCGCUGCUGCAGGACUUUCUGCUCGCCGACGCCAACCUGGUUGAUGGCGGUGCUCGCCCGCGCGGCUUCAGCGGCGACAUCAUCUCCCGCCCACUCGCCAUUGGCCUGCAGUCCAAGCCAGGCCUCCCCUUCACCAUCUUCACACGCAACAGCGUCCAGGGCCGGGUUGUCGUGCAGCUGCAGUGGUGCACGAGCGGUAGCGUGCCGAGCGACCCGGCCGCGUUUGUGAACGGCACCACCACCGUCAAGCUGCUGCAGCCAAGCGACCCGCUCCUGUCGGCGUCUCUUGUGUUCACCGAUCGCGGGUCUGGCGUGACAGACGAUGGCCGCUGCUUCCGUAUCGCUGCGGAAUCCUCGCCCGUUGCAGGCACGCUCUCGUUCUCGGGGGUGGACAUUGCGUUCACGUACACCGGUCCCGCGCGCGCCCGCCGCUCGCCGUCAUCGCCCAGCGUCACCAUCAGGGACUAUGCCCCACGCGAGCCAAACUUUGUUGUGGUGCAGUUUGGCACCGAGGACGGGUCGCCACUUGACGACAACAGCGGCCCGUUCCUGUCGCAGGAGGACACCAUCGCCCCACGCUGGCUCAACUGCCCAACCGCACCCGUGGUCGCGCACGCACUGCCGGGUGAGGCAACUGCCGUGGCCGAUUGGGAGGAGCUGGUGGCUGUCGACAACGUGCAGGUGGUGGAGACGCAUGCGACACACAUGCCGGGCGACAGCUUCUCUGUCGUGCAGUCCCCACACACGGUCACAUACACGGCAUCGGAUGGCACGCUAUCCACGGAGUGCACGUUCCAGGUGGAGGUCACCUUCGAUCCCAUCACCGCUGAUGUCGUGGCCACCUCGGAUGCCGUCUUCUCCGUCUCUCACCAGGUCCUGCCGCUGCUGCACACGCAGACCUUCACCCACCACCUGAUUGGCGGACCAAACGACACGUCCCUUGCGUCAUUCACACUGGACGCCGCGUUUGUCACUGCCAUCCGCUUCACGGUGCUGCCGCCGCCUGGGGAACACUUCUUUGUGCGAACGGUGGCAGGCGCCGAGCGCGGCCAGCUGGAGGUCGACUUUGUGUUUUCCGUCGCCGGUGCAUCUGUCGCCCUCGAUUCGCUCGCGUUUGAUGAUGACGCGGUUGUGGCGUAUGAGCUGGGCCAGUUUGCGCUGGACACGACACCGGCUGCUGAUGGCUUGGAUGCCGACGAGCUACAGGACUCCCUGGCACCCAAGGGCACCAUCGACCACGCCCACGUGCUCGUGGAUGGCAGUGCAGGCGUGAUUGUCGUGCGCGGAACAGCAACAGACACGUUCAGACGCGGGUUCUCCUUUGGUACGAUGUCGUUGCAGGUGUCGUUCCCGCUGGGCCGCAACUUCACCUCCCUCGCGCAGGCAUUGACGGGCAGUGGCGGUGGUGGUGGUGGCAGCGCUGCUGCGACUACACCGGCCAUGGCGCUUGGGACCAACACCACGACGACGACAACAACGACACCAACAGUGCCGACCAUGACAGCAUCAAUGCCAAUGACGACGGCGGCAAAUAGCUCAAACACAACAGCGACUGGAGGCGUGGCGAGCUCAGCAACAACAGCCGUGCCGUCAACAAGUACAGCUACUGCCGCUGCCGAGACGCUGCCCUUUCUCAUGCAGAGCGGGUCCUUCUUGGGCUUCAAGGUGUUUUUACCUGCGAAUGACCCCGAUGAUCCGAGAGGCUUCCUGUCGCUCCUGGAUACGCAGGCGCCGUUUUUCCGCCGCUGCCCCUUCAGUCUCCACCGCGACAUUGACGUGGUGCUGGCCACCGUCCCCAGAGAACCGCAUGCCAUCGCCAACUGGACGCUGCCCGUUGUUGACGACAACCGCGGGCGUGACCAGCUCACCCUGACGUCCAACGUACCUGCUGGCGGCGUGUUUGCACUGCAGGCGCCGGGCGAUGCGCCAUACGCCGUGCAGUACACGGUGGCGGACCUGUUUGGCAACACGGCCACGUGCGACUUUUUCGUUGCUGUGCGUGACUUUGAGGCGCCGCGUGUGCUUGUGGUGGACGAUGUGGUGGUUACACUUCCAUCUGCGCCAUACUCCCCUGGGCACGCCGUGCUGGCCACGGUGACCCCAGAACAGGUGCGAGCCGCCACCAACACCACAGACAACAGCGGCGCAUUCACGUGGACGGCGCCCGCCACGGCCCUUGCCCUGGGCACGGGCGAGACUGACGUGAUGGUGGAAGCAGAGGACGAGUGGGGGAACAAAGGCAGCGCUGUGGUGCGUGUGCGUGUCCUUGACACCACACCGCCCACGCUGUUCUGCAAUGACCCUUCCCCUGUGGUGACGCCCGGCGUGCAAGCGGAGGCAGCGGCGGUUAACUUCACUGCGCCAUCGUAUGUGGACAACGUUCCCACAGCGGCCACCCUGACAUACUCGCAUGCGCCAGGAAGCCUGUUUCCUGUCGGCACGACACACGUGAACGUGACGGCAACAGAUGCCAGCGGCAACGCCGCAUUGUGCGUGCUGGCAGUGGAGGUGAUCCCCUUCCAGGCCGCCACGGCCCCGGACAACACCAACAUCGUGGCGGGCGCCUCUGGCGGCGGCGCCUUCUUGCUUGUGCUGCUUGCUGUGUUUGCCGCGCUGUACUACCGGCAGCGCAAGCGCAUGCGGCGCCCGCAGAACUGGGACGAAAUCUUCGAGAUGAUUGAGCAGUUCAAGGGGCGGAAGGACGGCAGCGACGGGCCCGUGGUCCCGCGCGAGCUGAACCGCGCCAACAUCAAGCUGCUGGAGGAGCUUGGCAAGGGCGCGUUUGGCAUCGUGUACAAAGGCCUGCUGACGGAGGCACCGAUCCCGGGCUACCUCGUGGCGUGCAAGAGCCUGCACGCCAAGGCAACCGCUUCCGAGCGCAUCGAGUUGAUGGAGGAGGCAGCCGUGGUGGCGCAGUUUGACCACCCAAACGUGCUGCAACUCAUCGGCGUCGUGUCUGUGGGCAAGCCCGUGCUGGUGGUGCUGGAGUUUAUGGAGUACGGCAGCUUGCGCUCGUAUGUGCAAGACAACGACGUGGACGAGGCCACGCGGCUGUUGUUCGCUGGCGACUGCGCCGAGGGCCUCAACCACGUGCACAGCAAAGGGUUUGUGCAUCGUGACAUUGCUGCGCGCAACAUCCUCGUCUCCAGCGAGCGGCGGUGCAAGGUUGCAGAUUUUGGGCUGGCGCGCGACACGGAGGAGAGCGACUACUACCGCUCGCGUGGUGGCCAGCUUCCCGUUCGCUGGUCCGCGCCUGAGGCCCUCGAGGAUCGCAAGUUCACGCGGGCGACCGAUGUUUGGUCCUUUGGAAUUUUGUGUCACGAGAUCUGGACACGCGGCAAGAUGCCGUAUGACGGCUGGGGAAACCAGAAGGUCUGGGUGAUGGUGUGCGACGGGUACCGUCUGCCCAAGGCCGAGACGUGCCGUGAUGUGGUGUAUGAGCAGCUGCUGGCGUGCUGGCACGCUGAGGCAGAGAGGCGGCCGAGUCUUGCUGAUCUGGCGGCCUUCUUCCGCGAUGAGUACGAGGCCUACACCGGCGAGUCGUUGCAGCCCAAAGACGAAUACCUGGCCAUCGGCGACACCCCACACAGCGGCACAAAGAAGCCACGCAGAUCCCUCAGUGGGACACUGGGAACGCUGCUCAGCGGCUUCCGUCGUCGCUCGUCACAAGCUGGCAUGGUCCACAAUCCAGUCUACCAGGAUGUUGAGAUGUCACAGCUGGUUGAGGUGGCCGAGGAGGACGGUGAUGGCUCUUGCCGACGUAACCAGGACCCACACCAGCUGUACGACAUGGGUGAUGGUGGCGAUGCUGAUGCUGCUGGCAACAUUAGCAUCGACAGUGAUGAUGAUGGCCGUGAUGAUGGCGAUGAAGCGAGGCAGUUGUAUGAUCUGGGAGACGUGGAUGAAGGCGUGGGGCAGACUGCACUCACCACCAACGCUGCAAGCAGCCGGAGCGGCAGCACAAGCACCAGCGAUAGAGACAGCGUUGACGACAUGCCGCAAGGAUUUGGCGACACCUUUGAGGAGCCCGUCACGCAGCAGGUGACGCCGACGAAGCGAAAGCACCGGGGAACCUCCGUUGUGGACGAGCACCCAUUUGGCUUCAGCGACAGCAGCGCAAACGAGGAUAAUUUGCACAGCGACGACGACCUGCUGCUGUACGGCAAUGUGGACACGCACCACAGACAGCGCGAUGGCGACAGUGGUGGUGACGCGACAGCGGCAACAAACACGACCGCGCCCAUCGCAGCCAGCGACGUUGGGCGGCGCGUGCGCGUACAAGGGUAUGAGUGCCUGGGCACGAUUGCUUUCGUGGGCAAGCACGCUACCAAGGGCACAGACCGCGUUGGUGUCAUCUUGGACCUCCCUCGCGGGUUGAACAACGGUACCGUGGGUGGUGUGCAGUACUUUUCGUGUGAGCACAACAAGGGCAUUCUGUGCGUUCCUGCCAAAGUGUCCCUGAUGGAUGACUGUUCGUGAGUGUCGUUAGUGUGGGUGGCUGAAUGAGAAUGUAGGUGUACGUUCGAGGUGUGUGUGCGUGCGCGAGUGUGUGUAGGUGUGUGCGUGUGUGUGUGUGUGUGUGCGUGCGUGUGUGUGUG
Messenger RNA from Salpingoeca rosetta, 7107 nucleotides. RefSeq names its product TK/RTKC protein kinase. Gene Ontology annotation, molecular function: transmembrane receptor protein tyrosine kinase activity; protein binding; ATP binding. Lineage: Eukaryota; Choanoflagellata; Craspedida; Salpingoecidae. The transcript has 24 exons. Gene Ontology annotation, cellular component: signaling receptor complex. Gene Ontology annotation, biological process: positive regulation of kinase activity; multicellular organism development; protein phosphorylation. The record is from RefSeq and is a predicted model, not a curated record. The coding region runs from base 188 to 6988 and encodes 2266 amino acids.